UCUUUGACUGUACAAAUGCGGGACUCUAUUUAUGUUAUUGGGACGAGUAUGUUGAGUUGACAUAUCCUUUUUUGAAAUAGGGAGACGAUAAUCUGAUAUUAUAUAUUUAUAUAUAUAUACAAUACCCUGGCGAAUUCUUGCUAUUAUAUCAGUCUUUUAAAAAAGUAAACACAGCACUGUUUUAAUACAACAUGCGUGUUAUCAUCAAUCGUCCCGAGAACGAUCUCCCCUUGGAGUUUGACGUUGCCCAGGAUUGCAAUGUAUCUGCAUUGAAGUCCAAGAUUAAUGAGCGCUCAGGUGUGCCAUUCGAUGCGCAGCACAUCAAGUUCGAAGGCCGCGAACUAAAGAAUAAGCAGGAGUUGCAGUAUAUUGCUGGUCAGUUGGUGACCACGCAGCCUGGUUCGGUCAGCACAUCGCCUGACAGUGGUUCUGAUGUUUCCGAUGUUGAAGGUACCGCCUCCGCUAAGAAUAGUCUAUCGCUCAGUCUCACAUACGAACUUGAAGGAUCAUCGUGCUUUGAGUGCUGUGGCAUUUUCUGUGUGUGCAAGCCUUGUCAGUGCUACUUCAGAACGUGCUGUUUCAAUUCGGGAUGUGAUCUGGAGUUUAACCAGUGCCAGGCCUUCUGCUGGAAAUGUUUCUUCUGCCCGACUGACAACCAGAAAGUCGAAGCAGAGAUGUGAACCAACUCAUAGGGAGGCUACGUAGGUUAUCCAGUCGAAACAGCGUAUUGUAAUGGUUAGUAUGCGGCGAGUAUGUAAAUCGCAUCCGAAUUACUAACUGUAGUAAGGUAUUCUAUUGGAUGUAAAAACCUACCAUACUUUCAACAAGGUAUGAAGAGCGAUGCUAAAUAGGCGGACGAGUAUAUCAUGCUUCGUGUGUUCCAUCGCUGGCAACGAGCAGAAUUGGGGAAGGGAGUCUUUUCCCGAAUAUCAUUCAUGUUUUGCCAAGCCGUUUACCAAAUAAAUUUCACGAUCUCCAUUUGUAACCAAAACC
Messenger RNA from Sphaeroforma arctica JP610, 993 nucleotides. RefSeq lists its product as hypothetical. The record is from RefSeq and is a predicted model, not a curated record. The coding region runs from base 192 to 680 and encodes 162 amino acids. NCBI's taxonomy places the organism in Eukaryota, Ichthyosporea, Ichthyophonida. Gene Ontology annotation, molecular function: protein binding. The transcript has 3 exons.